Molecule: messenger RNA, 549 nt
Organism: Cyphellophora attinorum
Lineage: Eukaryota; Fungi; Ascomycota; Eurotiomycetes; Chaetothyriales; Cyphellophoraceae
Product: Ubiquitin-conjugating enzyme E2-20 kDa
Exons: 2
Coding region: 1-549 (182 amino acids)
Source: RefSeq, a predicted model, not a curated record
AUGAACUUCGCUCUCGAGGACACUCAGAACUCGAUGCCUGGCCAGCCCACCAUGUUGGAGCAACAGAAACUCGGCUCUGCCACUAGGAAAGCAGAUGCCCAGAGCGUCACAAAGAGGUUACAGUCAGAACUCAUGACGCUCAUGAUGUCUCCUACACCGGGCAUCUCGGCGUUUCCCGGCGCUGAUGGCAACAUGCUCAACUGGGUCGCCACCAUCAUUGGUCCCAAAGAUACUCCUUAUGCCGACCUCAACCUGAAAUUGUCCUUCGAGUUUCCCUCAAACUACCCGUAUAGCCCGCCAACGGUGCUCUUCAAGACUCCCAUCUACCAUCCCAACGUCGACUUCAGCGGCCGUAUCUGUCUGGAUAUCCUGAAGGACAAAUGGAGCGCAGUGUACAAUGUGGAGACCGUGCUGUUGAGUCUGCAGAGUCUGCUCGGCGAGCCCAACAAUGCCAGUCCGCUCAAUAACGAGGCUGCUCAGCUCCACCAGAAGGACUCGGCUGAGUAUCAGCGGAAGGUCCUGGCUCGUCACCGCGACAUUGAUGAGUGA